CUCAAGGAACAUAUGACUCCCUGGGAUUGGCCGGGUGUAUGGAAGAAACUGGUCUCCAGGGUAUGAGAUCUACCUGGUGUGGGAGCGCAUUCUGAGCCUGCGUCUAGAUCUCAAAGACUCAUGGCAGAGCUGUCGGCGUAACCUAGAGUAUGCGAUAGCGGGGAAACCCCGAGAGACGGGAGCCAUCUUGACCAAACGGAUCCGGGUCGGGACUACGUUUCCCAGAGGGCCCCGCGGGAACAGGGCCACCUCUACACUAGCCUGUGGAACCCUGGGCCUCCCAGGAAGGUGGAGUGCCAGGUGAGCCGCCUUGGUUUUGGGAGCUUGCCCAGGUUUCUCAGCUCUUCUUCUCAAGAGGUCCUCAGAAGAAGGAGGAAUGGCUGUGGACCAAGCCAAAUACAAGGAAUCAAUGAUAUUCAGGGAUGUGGCCAUAGAUUUCUCUCAGGAGGAGUGGGAAUGCCUGGACCCAGCUCAGAGGGACUUGUACAAACAUGUAAUGCUGGAGAACUACAGCAAUCUGCUAUCAGUGGGACUUUACAUACCUAAGCCUCAUGUUAUCUCCUUAUUGGAACAAGGGAAAGAGCCCUGGAUGGUUGGCAGAGAACUGACAAGAGGCCUGUGUUCAGAUCUGGAGUCAAUGUGUGAAACCAAGUUAUUAUCUCUAAAGAAGGAAGUUUAUGAAAUAGAAUCAUGCCAGAGGGAGAUAAUGGGACUUACAAAGUAUGGCCUUGAGUAUUCUCAUUAUAGAGAUGUUUUGGAAUAUGGCAGCCACCUUGAAAGACAACUGGGAUAUCAGAAUGGUCAUUUCAGCCAAGAAAUAUUUACUCAUAGAUAUAUGCCCGCAUAUAUUCAACAGACAUUCUUUACUUUGCAUCAAAUAAUUAAUAAUGAAGAGAAACCUUACGAAUGCAAGAAAUGUGGGAAAGUCUUUAAUCAGAAUUCACAAUUUAUUCAACAUCAAAGAAUUCAUAAUGGUGAAAAAUCUUAUGAAUGUAAGGAGUGUGGGAAAUUCUUUAGCUGUGGCUCACAUGUUACUCGACAUCUGAAAAUUCAUACUGGUGAAAAACCGUUUGAAUGUAAUGAAUGUGGAAAGGCCUUCAGUUGUAGCUCAUACCUUUCUCAACAUCAGAGAAUUCAUACUGGUAAGAAACCCUAUGAAUGUAAGGAAUGUGGGAAAGCCUUUAGUUAUUGCUCAAAUCUUAUUGACCAUCAGAGAAUUCACACUGGUGAAAAACCCUAUGAAUGUAAAGUAUGUAGGAAAGCUUUUACUAAGAGCUCACAACUUUUUCAACAUGCCAGAAUUCAUACAGGUGAGAAACCCUACGAAUGUAAGGAAUGUGGCAAAGCUUUUACUCAGAGCUCAAAGCUUGUUCAGCAUCAGAGAAUUCAUACUGGUGAAAAACCCUAUGAGUGUAAGGAAUGUGGCAAAGCCUUCAGUAGUGGCUCAGCACUUACUAAUCAUCAGAGAAUCCACACUGGGGAAAAACCCUAUAAUUGUAAGGAAUGUGGCAAGGCUUUUACUCAGAGCUCACAACUUAGACAACAUCAGAGAAUUCAUGCUGGUGAGAAACCUUUUGAAUGUCUCGAAUGUGGGAAAGCCUUUACUCAGAACUCACAACUUUUUCAACAUCAGAGAAUUCAUACAGAUGAAAAACCAUAUGAAUGUAAUGAAUGUGGAAAGGCUUUUAAUAAAUGCUCAAACCUUACUCGACAUUUGAGAAUUCAUACUGGUGAAAAGCCCUAUAACUGUAGGGAAUGUGGGAAGGCAUUUAGUAGUGGGUCAGAUCUCAUUCGUCAUCAGGGAAUUCAUACUGAUGAAUAAUGAAAGUUAAAGCUCUUCCUAAUAUUCUUUUUUUUGAAAUAUAUUUUAUUGAUUUUUUACAGAGAGGAUGGGAGAGAGAUAGAGUUAGAAAC
Myotis myotis is the source of this 1914-nucleotide messenger RNA. RefSeq names its product zinc finger protein 383. The coding region runs from base 377 to 1822 and encodes 481 amino acids. The transcript has 5 exons. Gene Ontology annotation, biological process: regulation of DNA-templated transcription. NCBI's taxonomy places the organism in Eukaryota, Metazoa, Chordata, Mammalia, Chiroptera, Vespertilionidae. The record is from RefSeq and is a predicted model, not a curated record.